CUCAUACUUAACCAUUUUCUUACACUCCGUUUAUAAGGCGUCGAGACUUUGAGCUGAAGCUCUCCACCCGCACGAGUCUUUUGCCGCAUACCGAUGGGCCAAAGUACUUAGACAGAGUGAAUUGAAGACAUAUAUAGCAGAGUAGUUGCAGGGCGGUAGCGAGGCGGCCUCGCAGGGAGAAGCGCGGAGGGAGCUCCGCACCUGGUGGCCUACAUGCGUUGAAGAGCUCCCGAUCUCUUAUGUCUGAAAGGAUGGGGCCCAGUCCGCCACUGCCGGACCGGGCGGUCCACCCCUUCCUUCUCAAGCUCUUUACCAUGACGCCGUUCUCGGCGUGCGCUGCAAACGCGCCUGCUGGGAACUUGGCGAACACGUCGCCUGUCAUAGUGCAAGACUCACACUCGCCAGCUGCGUCACCAGCACGGCAGCGGCCAGGGCCGGGCCGUUCGGAAUCCCCGGCGCGGCCCAGCGCGCUACGCUCCACAGUUGUGGCGGGCAUGCAGUCUGCCGCCUCGGUGCGGAAGUCGGACAAUGGAAUCUUCGCCGCGGUGCAAGCUGCGGCCGCGUUCAGCAACCUCACCACGCGCACCGGCUCCAUGACGAGCGGGACCUCGCAUCGGAGGAGCCAACCGGGCACGCCGGUGCCGGCCCGGGCGGACGGCAGCACCGGCGGCACCAUCCUGGCGCGCAAAGCGGCGGAGCUGGCCAGCAAGGACGCGAACAGCGGGCCAUCCAGCCCCGGCGGCAGCGCGGUGGAGCGCAGCGGCGGCUCCAUGACGGGCAACAGCGGGGCGCUCAAGGGGUUACGGGGGGCGCCGCAGGGACGAUCCGCGCACUGGGUGGGGGACUGGGGCCAACAGGUGCUGCUGGGCGACCGCAGUGUGGCGGAGGUGGUGGCCAACUUCGUGAAGCCGGAGAGCACGCCCUUCAAGCGCGACUACCUGACCGGCAUCAUCACGGGCGGGGCGCGGCUGGACGGCGUGGAGGGCGACACCUUCGCCGCCGACCUGCACGAGCGGGACGGCAACACCGAGUACUGGCGCCGGGCGACGGGCGAGAAGAUCUAUGGGCACGUGGACUACUUUGUGAGCCACUGCUGGCAGUACAAGCUGGGAGACCUGGUGUCCAUGAUCCUGCAGCACUACGACGAGCUGCCGGAGACGGACGGCGGGCGCCUCUACGUGCCGGUGUUCUACUGGGUGGACAUCUUCGCGGUGACGCAGCACUUCGUGGGCGACAUCAAGGACCACCCCGACUGCGACUUCCCGGGCGUGAUCCGGCAGGCCAAGGGCGGUGUGCUGUUCUCCAUGGCGCCCUGGCGCAACCCGCUGUCCGUGAAGCGCGUGUGGUGCCUGUUCGAGGCGCUCACGGCGCUGUCCAUCAGCCGCGAAAUCAACCUGCUGACCGACCCCUUCGACUCCACCGCAAAGGUCGACACGCUGCUGCCGCUCUUCACGCGGCAAGUGGUGGACAUGCUGGACGUGCGCAACGCGGAGGCCACCGUGGAGAAGGACCGCGACUACAUCCUCAACCUGGCGGAGCGCACGCUGGGCAUCAACACCUUCAACUCCAAGCUGCGCCAGGCGUUGCACCACGAGAUCUGCGAGGCCAUGAUCCUGCGCGCCGUGGUGACGGGCGAGACGGAGGAGGGCCGCAAGCUGCUGGAGCGCGGCAUCAUCAUCUCCAACGCCACGCUGCGCUUCAUGCCCAAGCGCGACAGCGCCGGCAAGGAGAUUGAGCGCAUCCGGGACAGCGGCCUGCUGCUGCUGGCGGAGGCGGUCAAGGCCUGCCCCAACCUUCAAUCGCUGGUGGUGUACACGGCGUCGGAGACGGACGUGUCGCCCAGCGGCCUCACCGCCCUGGCCAAGGGGCUCAGCGGCCACCAGGCGCUCAAACACCUGGCGGUGGGCCGGCACCCCUCGCUUGCGUCCGCGCCGGGCACGGGCGGCUCGCUGGGGCGCACCUCGGUGUCGGCGUACGCGGGGCUGCUCACGUCCAACCCGCAGCUGUCGCACCUCGACCUCUCGUACAACAGGCUCGGCCCCGACGGCAUCUCGGCGCUGGCGCCCGCGCUCAACGGCAACCGCACUGUGUCGGUGCUGAAGCUGCGGCAGGUGGGCAUGGACGCCGGCGCGGCGCUGACGCUAGCGGACUGCCUGGCCACGGCCGAGGCGCUGCGCGACCUGGACAUCUCCUUCAACCCGGAGAUGGGCGACAAGGCGGGGCCGGCGCUGGUGAAGCUCAUGUCCCACAAGGGCCUUCAGGUGCUGCGGGCGCAGUCAUGCCGCUUCGGCAUGCAGGUGGGCAAGGUCCUCAUCGGCGACCCGCUCACCAAGUCCGGCAGCAUCAAGGAGCUGAGCCUGGGCUGCUUCGUGCAGCCGGGCCAGUCGGCCAGCAGCCAGGACACGGCCGACUGGAACCAGCUGCUGGUGGACACGGCGGCCACGGCCGGCAAGGCCACCUCGCGCUCGCCCGCGCGCGGCGAGGUGAUGGUGUCGCUGGCGGGCGCGCUGCGGCAGGGCUUCAAAACGCUGGAGCGGCUGGACCUGCGCGGCUGCUUCGUGGGGGCCGGCGUGGGCGGCGAGAGCUCAGGCCUGCGCGACGCGCUCAUCAGCGGCCUCAGCAGCGUGCGGCGCGGCGCGGCGUUCGGCAGCCUGCGGCAGCUGGACCUGCGCUCCUGCAACCAGCCCGAGCUGCUCAAAAUGGACGACAGCCAGAUUGCGCUGCUGCUCAAGCACGGCGGCCUGAACCUGCUGAUGAAGGACUACAAGCGCACCGGCAUCAAGGGCGGCGUGCUGCGGCAAUACGUGCAGUACGACGCCUAACCGCAGCGGCCGCGCUUGGAGCGGGGCCCUGGAGCGGGGCCCGGAUUUUGGAGGGGAUGGGACACGGUGCCUCAGGAGGCAGGCUGGUGGAUGGGAGUGGACGGCAAACGGACGAACACGUGGGUUUGCGGUGAGGAGAACAGAGCAUAGCGGUAGCUGAAGCAACAGCCGCAGCAACAGCAGCAACAGCAGCAGCUGCUGCUACAAGGAUGCGGCGGCAAAGCAGUGGCAGGUGCGGCCAGAGCGGGCGGUAGCUACUACAGCAUUUCUUGUGCAGCGGCAUCGGGUGCGCUCCUGCGGCAACGGCAAGCGCGUGCAGCAGGAUGUGAGCUGAGCCGAGGCUGCUUGAACAUCAACGUAAAAUAGGCAUGGUGGUGGGUAGCUACAUAUGGCGACGGCUUCGGGGGCAGAUUAGCGAGUGAGGUGUGGCGUGCGAUAAGCUGAAGAGUUAGGGGCAGCGCACAUGCAAGAAGCAGAUACGCCGGCAAUCGCGCUCUUGUCAAAGUAGGCGUGCGCGUCAAGUGUCAACGGCCAAGCUGCAACAACGUAUGCACAGGGUCUGCCUGUGCUUUGUGGCCUCGUUUUAACUGCAUUCGGAACAGCGGGCCCUUGUGACCUGGUGAUGUGACCUGGUGACACAUUUUGCGUGUGGGCAAAGGUGCGCGCGGCGGAGGCCGCGCAGCCGGGGUGCAACGCGCGCGUUACUGGGCUGUGCAGUGCAUGGGCCUGGCGGUGGUGGCGGGUAGGCGCUCCGAGUAGUUUAUGUGGUAGCGCGGAUCAGCGGUCGCGCUGGGUGCUGUCGCCCGUGGCCUGCGAGCCCGUGGCCCUUGGUGUGGUAGGAAUGCCGAUAAAGGACUUGAUGACGUGGAGCUGUGUAGGCUUCAACCGCCACACAUGCUUCCGUUGGCUUGCUUGAGUGUGAUGUGUGGAUGGCUUGGCGGUGGCGCGGCCGUAUCCGAGUUGGCGAGGCACCAUGUAGCC
This is a messenger RNA of Chlamydomonas reinhardtii, 3803 nucleotides long. RefSeq lists its product as uncharacterized. Gene Ontology annotation, molecular function: protein binding. The transcript has 19 exons. Bases 240 to 2822 code for a protein of 860 amino acids. The record is from RefSeq and is a predicted model, not a curated record. Lineage: Eukaryota; Viridiplantae; Chlorophyta; Chlorophyceae; Chlamydomonadales; Chlamydomonadaceae.